Messenger RNA from Rosa rugosa (rugosa rose), 1288 nucleotides. RefSeq lists its product as uncharacterized. Bases 41 to 1102 code for a protein of 353 amino acids. The record is from RefSeq and is a predicted model, not a curated record. Lineage: Eukaryota; Viridiplantae; Streptophyta; Magnoliopsida; Rosales; Rosaceae. Gene Ontology annotation, biological process: regulation of alternative mRNA splicing, via spliceosome. The transcript has 2 exons.
CCAGAUUCGAUUUGGGUUGAAAUAAGAUGAAGGGGAAUCCAUGAACCUGAUUUCAGUCUCUGGUUCUUGGUCGGAAGAAGCCAUAAUCAUUCAAGAAAGGCCUCCUACUCUACUGACUGGACUCGCCGUACAAGAAGGAAGAAGAAGAAUGAGCAAGUAUGGGUUGAACCUAAGGCCACAGCAGAAGAAGCAGCCCCCUAGGCCUCCUCUUCGUAAACCUGUUGGUUUUGGCGAUGAUGAUGACAAUGACGUUGAGAGGGAAAUUUCUCGACAUGCUACCAAGAACAAGUCACUCAGGGAUAUUGAGGAGCAGCAGAGGAAAGCGCUGGAGCAGGACCCAUCGGUGUUCGACUAUGAUGGAGUUUAUGAUGAUAUGAAACAGAAAGCGAUACAACCUCGGGCACAAGAUCACCAAGAGAGAAAGUCAAGAUAUAUUCAGCAGUUAAUGAAAAAAGCAGAAGAACGAAAUCGAGAGCAUGAGAUAUCAUUUGAAAGAAAGCUUGCAAAAGAGCGAAGUCAAGAAGAUCACCUGUAUGCAGACAAGGAUAAAUUUGUCACAAAGGCUUACAAAAAGAAACUUGCAGAGCAGGCAAAAUGGAUGGAGGAAGACCGACUUCGUCAACUUCGGGAGGAGAAAGAUGAUGUUACAAAGAAGACGGAUUUGAGUGAAUUUUACUUCAACCUUGAAAAAAAUGUUGCGUUUGGUGCAGAAGACGCCAAAUUAAGGAAAGAGAAGCAGGCUGAAUUAACGAAGCUAGAGAAGCAGGCUGAAGUAAGUGAGCCAGAGAAACAGUUCGAAUUAAAGAAACUGGCAAAACUUGACGAGGGAGAAAUAGCUGGAGCACCAAUGCCAUUGGAGUCUCCAAGGGUGAGGGAGGGGGAUGAAGGUGAAAAUACAACUAUGUCUGAGACUGUUGAACCCUCUGACGAGAAGCCAGCUUCAAACACAUCAGCACAGGAAAAAUUGUCAGCUGAACAGCAGCCAGCAGAUCAACCAAAGGUUAAUCAUCACAAAAGAGGUGAAGAUGCGGUGGCUGCAGCAAAGGAGCGGUUUCUAGCUCGAAAGAGGGCAAAAGAACAACAAAAGUACUAUGAAAACUAAUAUAGUUGUUCCCUGUUGUUUAGUCUAUUUGGUUUCGUUAUUCUCCUAGCAUCUACUAGCAGUUGUGAUAUAUUCAGUAUUCUUGUGGUUCUGUUUUCCAGUUUCACCAUUUUACUGGAGCAUGAUGGGUACUGUAAGAUGAUUUGGUCUUACUUGGGAUUCCCUAUAUCAAGAAGGAUUAAAGAA